Messenger RNA from Passer domesticus (house sparrow), 1179 nucleotides. RefSeq names its product chromatin accessibility complex subunit 1 (gene CHRAC1). The record is from RefSeq and is a predicted model, not a curated record. The coding region runs from base 77 to 487 and encodes 136 amino acids. Gene Ontology annotation, cellular component: nucleus; CHRAC. The transcript is spliced from 3 exons. Gene Ontology annotation, molecular function: protein heterodimerization activity. Lineage: Eukaryota; Metazoa; Chordata; Aves; Passeriformes; Passeridae. Gene Ontology annotation, biological process: DNA-templated DNA replication; chromatin remodeling.
GGGAGCUGUAGUCCCGGCUGCCGCCGCCUACAGCUCCCGGCGGGCCGUGCCCUCGCUGCCGCUGGGACGGGCCGAGAUGGCGGCGGCGCGGCUGAGCGGCACCGAGAACCGUCUGGUGUCGCUGCCCCUGUCGCGGAUCCGCGUCAUCAUGAAGAGCUCCCCGGAGGUCUCCAGCAUCAACCAGGACGCGCUGUUCCUCACGGCCAAGGCCACGGAGCUUUUUGUUCAGUAUUUGGCUACAUACUCCUACAAACACGGCAGAGGGAAGGAGAAGAACGCUCUGACGUACAGUGACCUGUCUCAUACAGCAGAAGAGUGUGAGACCUUUCAGUUCCUUGCAGAUAUCUUGCCAAAGAAGAUCCUAGCUAGCAAAUACCUAAAAAUGCUUGAAAAGGAGAAGCGAGAUGGAGAAGUGCGGGAAGACGAUGAUGAGGCUGAGGAGGAAGAGGAUGAAGACGAAGCUGUUGCUGACAGUGUUGGAUCUUAAGGCCAAUGGAGAAUUGUUUCAUAGUUGAUCCAUUUUAUAUUGUAUAAAGGAUGUUAUUUUUGUGACUGAGAAUCCAGAUGCUGGAUGUAUUUUUACACUGAGCCAUCUGCUUUUGCUUUAAGAAGUUUAGAAAUUGAACUUUAUACUCGUUGGAGAAUGGAAUUCUUCCCUCAGAAACGCGGUGGGGUAGGAAGAGACAGUGCAAACCUGACAGCAGAGCUUGGUCAGAUGAUCUGAAAUUACUUUGUCAGACAAUCAUUACCCAAAUUUAAAUUUUUUCAGGCAGCUUUCAGUUCAAAAGCUCCAAAAGUGGACCAAGUCCAUUAACAAAGUCUGUAAAAGCAGCCAUGUGGGCACCUAAAUGGGAGAGGAGGAGAUCCAUCCCAAGAGCUAAUGGUGGUUCUGUAGCUGUGGUGGUAAAUGGGGUACAAAAUUAUGUACAUAUGUGCAUCCAGAACCCUUUUCUUGAAUGAAGUCCACUUCUGCAGUUUCUCUUGCCAAAAUGCACAUUGAAGUCUGUUAAUUGUGGAUUCUUGAGAAGGAGCAGCUCCUUCACCAUGUGAGUGACACAGAUGGAUUUGUCAUUUGGUUUUGGUUUGCUGUUCUUUUUUUACUACAGAAAUGGCAACCAUCCUGUGUAGAAUUUUACAUGCAAUUUUUUAAAAUAAAUGUUUUGUAUGAAAACUUGACAA